Messenger RNA from Nothoprocta perdicaria, 1258 nucleotides. It is a transcript of the gene FANCL, whose product is annotated as FA complementation group L. Gene Ontology annotation, biological process: interstrand cross-link repair; protein monoubiquitination. Bases 38 to 1165 code for a protein of 375 amino acids. Gene Ontology annotation, molecular function: ubiquitin protein ligase activity. The transcript is spliced from 14 exons. Gene Ontology annotation, cellular component: Fanconi anaemia nuclear complex; nucleus. The record is from RefSeq and is a predicted model, not a curated record. Lineage: Eukaryota; Metazoa; Chordata; Aves; Tinamiformes; Tinamidae.
CGUGCCGGGAAGGAGAGAGGCCGUGGCGCGGUGCGGCAUGGCGGUCCCCGGGGCUCUGCUCCGCCAGUGCCCGCUGCUGCUGCCGCAGAACCGCCACGGGACGGCCUACGAGGGCUUCCUCACGGCGCAGGGUAGAGACUUCCAUAUCAGAAUCCUGUUACCAAYGGAUUGUCAACUGAAAAAUGCAAGGAUAGAGUGUAGCUGGCACCUAAAGAAGAUACUGCAUGGAUAUCAGCAUAUUGUAAAGCAGAGGCUGCACAACUCUCCAGAUCUUGUCAGUUUUUUGGUGGAGCUGAAAACUAUUAUGGAAAUUGCCCUAAAGAAUACACCAGAGCUGCACAUAACAAGGCCACCAGAAUACUACUCUUGUCUUGUCAGAGAUAUAGAAAUACUGGGUUGGAAUAAAGUUGCCUAUGUGGAUAGCGGUCUUAGCACGGUAAAGAUAAAAGCUGAAGACUCGUGUGGUCGACAACAUCUAAUCACACUGAAGCUAAAUGCAAAGUAUCCUACAGACCCACCAGAUUGCCUUGUGGAUUUUCCUGUUCAGUUUGCUGUUUCUUGGAUGCCCCAGAACUCCUUAAUAGACAUUUAUAACCAGUUCCUGGCAGCAUUAGAAUCACUGAAAGAGUUCUGGGAUGCCAUGGAUGAGAUCGAUGGGAACACAUGGGUACUUGAGCCAGAAAAUCCCCCACGGAGCGCCACAACCAGGAGGAUUGCAAUAGGCAGCAACGUGUCRGUGAACGUAGAGGUGGAUCCGAGGCAUCCCACCAUGCUGCCCGAGUGCUACUUUCUUGGCGCAGAUCACGUGGUUAAUCCUUUGAGAAUUAAACUGAACAACAACAUGCACUUGUGGGAUCCAGAAAUCAGCCUAUUACAAAACUUGAAAGACAUCUUAGAAAUUGAUUUUCCAUCUCGUGCUGUGUUAGAAAAAAGUGAUUUUACGAAGGAGUGUGGGAUCUGCUACGCCUUCCGGCUGGAUGGCGCCACCCCGGAUCACGUGUGUGACGAGCCGCGCUGCGGGCAGCCCUUCCACCAGGCCUGCCUCGCCGAGUGGCUGCAAGGUCUUCCUUCCAGCAGACAGAGUUUUAAUGUCAUCUUUGGUGAAUGUCCAUACUGUAAUAAGACUUCCCUCUGUUCAACACCCUAUAUUCCAACUGGAGCUUGAAGGAAACACACCUUGGUUGCAUGGCUGUACUCAACCUAAAUGUAUAGGAAUAUGAUACUUUGCAAUAAAAUAGAAAACAAUCUGGUAUUUAAA